UAGUCUGUCACUCACCCUAAGGAGUGCAGCUUCCUCUUUGAAUGUGCUGCAAGUUUUAGGAGAUUUAGACGGCAUGAGAUCAGGGGAGUCUCUGAUUAGUUUAUCUUUUCUUGUCCUCUGGGUCUAUGUGCUGUAGGUUCAGCGUGUUUGCUGCAUAUCUAAAGGGCUGAGCUUAUAGAGCAAGAAGACAUGGGAGCAGUGUUUGUGUAUCAGCCAGCCUGAGGCAGCUAAAGUUACAUGCUGGUGGCUAAGGGAAGCCAGCUCUCGUUAUAAGUACUGAGGCAGUUGUGGAUCUGGGAUUUUGGAAUCUGCUUGAUCUUUUUUUUUGGAUGUGAUGCACAGUUCAAUAGUGGAUUAAUAAAGGAUGCUGAUCAUAACACCCAGGGCCCUGAGGAUCACUUGUGUUGGAUAUAAUCAAGCACUUUAUAUACUGGUCCCCAUGUUUAGGUAGAUCAAGCUCUGAAAACAAAACUGAAAAAAAUAAAAUCAUGGGCACUGGGACGUGCAGCAGGAGGCAGAAGAGUCUGCUCCAAACAGGAUUUUGCUUGCUGGCUGUGCUUGGCUUGGGAAGUGGAGUUUUACUCUAUAACUACAUAAUACAGCAGGCAAAGACCUCAGAAGCUCUGGCUGUGAGAUAUAAGCAGCAACAAGAUAACCUCUCUGCACAAUUGCAAGUGGUGUAUGAGCAUCGUUCAAGGCUAGAGCGGUCUUUGCAGAAAGAAAGAAGUGAGCACAAGAAGACUAAAGAAGAUUUUUUGGUUUAUAAAUUGGAGGCCCAGGAAGCUCUGAACAAUGAAAAGCAAGAUUCCAUGAAUCGCUAUGGUGCCCUCGGUUCUCAGCUUAAGAUCCUCAAGAAUCAACAAGAAGAGCUGAAAAAACAACUGUCAGAUUUACAAGAAGAGCACAGCACUCUGAAACUAGAGCACCAAAAAACACUAGAGACCAAUAACCAGAAAUUAUCCCAACUACGACGAGAGAAGGAUAAUGAGUUUAUUGGACUACAAGAUACCAUAUCAAAACUAAAAGAAGAAAGAAAGCUCCUUAGGAAAGCUCACCAGGAUAUCCACACGCAGCUUCUCAGUGCUCAGGGUCAGAUUGAUGAAUUCCGUAAGCUAAAGGAUGCUCUAAGAAAAAUGCCUAGCUUCCAGGACAUUGGAGACUCAAGUAAAAAGGUUUUUAAAACUAGUGAAUCACAGUUACUUCAGAACGUACAGGGAAAUGAGAGGCCUAAAGCAAAUUCUCCCAUUGUUGGAGCUGAAACUUUUAAUCAGAAGAAAUUUGCACCUCAUGAAGUUCAAAUUGAGGUCCAGGAUAUCAGUGUGCUUCAAAAUCAUAGGCUAUUAGAGCAUCUGAAUCGUACUCCAUCACUGACACAAGAUGACAACGUGAGCUCUGUGGUACGUUUCACCAGGACAGUCAAUAGCCUGCAAGGCCCAAAAGAGGGUGGGGAGGAAGUCACAAUCCUGCAGAUUCAACAGCCACAACACGGUGCUAUUCAGAAUGACUUAUCUCGUAAACAGUCAGUUGUCCAGAGGAAAGAUAGUCCCACAAUGAAUGCUCUGAGUGUCCAUGAACAGGUGCCAAUUCAGAGCUGGCAAGACAUUGUUAACGAGGUGAACGCCAGGAUGACGAAAACAGAGGAUGGCAGUAAGCCUGCAAGUGUUAAUGAUGCCAGCGCAAAACAAAAGGGCAACCUACUUGCAGUAAAUUGGGGCCAAGGAAUCGAGCAUCGUGCAGGCUUCAAUAAAGCAGAUGCUGGUAUGAUUGACAGAGAAGAUGACCUGCAGUCUCAAAAGCAGCAUACAGUACAGGAAUCAGUGAUUUCAGAUGAUGUUGCUGAUCCAGCCAAAGACCCCAAUAAUCAGGGGGAGGAUGAGUUUGAAGAGGCUGAAAUAGAUAGACCAGAUUUUUAUGAAAAAAAUGAUGAUGACAAAGAAAAUGUCCUGCAUGUGCCAGUCCAGAAUAUGGAGGAGGCCAAGGUGGCUCAAAAGUCCAGGGAAGAGGCAGAAGAACAGUACCAAGAAGACCAAGAGCAGGACAUUGAGGAAGAUUUAGGUGAGCAAGGCAAUGGUGAGAACAAAAGAAGACCAGAUAUUCAGGAUGGAAAAAAUAAACAAGGUGAAUAUUAUUGACUAUUUAAAGAUCCAGCCAGCAGAGGCAUAAGAAGAGUAUCAUGGGACAAGAUGAUACAAUGACAUUGCACCAAAUGCCUUGUAAUGUGAGCAUAGAAUGUCAUCUAAUAGUCUCUACAAAUAGUAUAACAGACUCUGCAGCAGGAGAUGGGUGUUAAAAUCUACAGCCAGAGUUUAUGCCAGCACAUAUUUUUUUACAGGGCCCAAACCAAGGCUACUUGGAGUCUGAUUUUUACCUCUGCUUUUCUUCUGUUUUUUUUUUUCUGUCUGUACAAGAACAGGAUGUAUUUUUCUUUUUGUGUAACUGAUUGUUCAUUAAAAUACCUUUAUAACGCUUUUGGAAAUCACAAAAUUGCUUCUGCAAGGGGCAAAAAAAAAAAAAAAAGAAAAUGUCCUAUACCAUAAAAAGGUUUAAUGAUUAUUCCUUGCAGUAAAAUGUUUGCAGUAGUAGUAAAAUAGAAAAACAUAUAUUGAUUCUAAACUCCUGACAAAAUGGAUUGCACUAUGAGGUUGAAGUUAGAUUUUUUUUUUUUAUUUCUCUUUUUAUAUAUAUAUAUAAAGCAAUUUCUAGAAAAUAAGAUAAAUGAUUCACUGACCAAGAUAAGGAACAAUAUUUUUUUACAUGGAUCAUGACAUUCACAAAUGAACCCCCAGAGAAAUGUUGGUUCGUUCUAAUUCACAUAUAUUCAGUUAUAUUACAUUCUUCUUUUUUUCCUACAGAAAGUGUUUUAUGGUUUGUUAAACCAAUAAAAUUCAACAUUUUAAUCA
Messenger RNA from Bombina bombina (fire-bellied toad), 2900 nucleotides. Its product is annotated as Golgi integral membrane protein 4. NCBI's taxonomy places the organism in Eukaryota, Metazoa, Chordata, Amphibia, Anura, Bombinatoridae. The transcript has 14 exons. Gene Ontology annotation, cellular component: Golgi membrane; Golgi apparatus. The record is from RefSeq and is a predicted model, not a curated record. Bases 489 to 2132 code for a protein of 547 amino acids.